CAGCAUACAUAUCUGUGUCAGAGUUAACAUAGAGUGGCUGAUCAUUGAUAAACGUUAUGAAUAAUGAAGGGCCCAGAACACUUCCUUGGGGACUCCAUACAGGUUAGAUUUCUUAGAUGAUAAAGUUCCUCUGAACUGUACACAUUGGUUCCUUCCCUGUAGUAGUACGUAUAGAAGUACGACUUAAACCUAGGCAGUUGUGAUAAUGUCAGAUCAUCACAUUUGUAAACUGCAAGUUUUCGUAGUAACAGUUCAGUAUCAACCAUGUCAAACGCUUUACAAAGAUCAAUAAAUAUGACUCCAUUAAAAGGCUGUUCUCCAUACUGGAUGACCACAUAUUCAUAAGCUUGCAUAACGCCGUUUCACAUGAAUGAUUUCUCCGAAAACCAGACUGAGCAUGUCAUAAGAAUGGAAUAAGUCAUACAUAAAGGCCGUUUUCUACUAGGCGGAAUUUUGCGCGCGGAGCGGAAUUUUUCUUUGUCUUGUGAUUUCUCGGGUGGAACUAAUUAGAAAAGACAAAGAGAAAUUCCGCUCCGCGCGCAAAAUUCCGCCUAGUGGAAUGAGCAAGCGAGGUUAAUAAAAAGUUUAUUAUAUGGCAUUUAUAGGCAUUUUUACUUGAAACAAACAAGAAAUGCAAGAUUUGAAAUGCAUAUUAGUAGCGUGGUACACAUUUGGUCGAAGAAAACAAAAAAUAUCAAUGGAUUCCUUCUUUUCCACAAAAAACCAUUCGCAGAUAUCUUAUUAAUAACAAAUUAAAUUAUAAUUUUCCAUUAGUUUUGCUGUUUUGUUUUAAAAUACAUGCGUUUGUUUUUAUGUUAUGGACGGCCGGUCCAUUACGAAAAAAUAAUGGACCGCUGAAAGUGCUUCUCAGCCAAUCACAGUCCGCCAUUUCACCGGAAGGGAUGCUUGCCAUAUAAUAAAUAAUCAUAAUAGAAGUGAUUAAUUUAAAGUUUAAACACAUAUUGAGUUGUUGUCAUGGUAGCAAUGACCUUCAAAUAUUGUCGUAGUCUUUACUUAUUAGCCUUUCUCACACGGACCAAUAUCCGUCAUUUUGGGGACUGUCAACAUGAAAAGUGACUUUUGAAAGUUGUAAGUGAUAGACCGAAUACCCCCACAAAAAAAUACAAUUGAAUUUUUAAAAAAAUAUUGCGCCGAUUGGCCAAUUAAUAAUAAUAGUCCAGACGGGUCACAAAUUAUAAUGAGAGAAUAACGAAAAGGCCCAACGAAAGACUAAGAAGACUUCGAGAAUGCCGUUUCCGACGAUCUAGAGAUUCCAAAUUUUGACACCUAAAUUUAUCAAGCUUCCUACGCCCCUGUUUUAAAUAUAUUAAAAAGUCUUAUACAUGAUUUACGCAACCGAGUAUGCUAUUCUAAUUCUCCUUACAGUUUUAACAUUAUUUCAAAAUGUUAACAUUAGCUUAUGUGCAAUCCAUAACGUCACCCGUCAAAUUAUUUUAGUGCGUGAAGAACUGAAAGAAUUGGCAAAGGAUUAUGACAAGUCUGAAAAUGAUCUCAAAGCUCUUCAGAGUGUUGGACAGGUACAGUACAACAAAUAAAAUUACUGGAGAUGCAACUACACGUUUAAGCAACACUUUCGAUUGAUCAAUAAACCCUUUGGAGUAUAAAAUAACGAACUAGGGCACACGCUCCUCGGACACAUUGGACAUAAUAUAUCGUGCACUGCAUGAAUGGAUGGCAUGGUGAUGUAAGAGGCAAAUAAUUACUCUGUUAUGGUACCAUCCAUCAUGAUUGUAAUAUUUAAAUAUGUUUAAUUCCUUGCUAGAUUGUUGGAGAAGUUCUUCGACAGUUAACAGAAGAAAAAUGUAAGCUUCCUCUAAAUGUUUGGUGUUCUACUAAAAAUUAUAAUUGAUACAUUUUUUAAAGCAAUGUACCAAUUUGCCAAUUUAUUCUUCUUACCAGACUUGAGCACUGUAGCUAUAUGUCAUGUAUGAUUCAUGGUUAACAAUUCACAACAUUUGUAUGUUCUGCUCAUGCAAAUAAGUUUUCAUGACUUCAAUCUCAAUAUCCAAAGUUUACAUUGACUCGUCAAUCAUGGUAUUAUAUAAUUUGUUAUUAUGUAUCUCAUGCAUGGGUAUUGCACGCAUGCAAUGUUAUUUUUAAUUACUUUUGUCUGAUAUGUUCUCCUGGCUUUUCAUUUGCAGUUAUUGUAAAAGCCACCAAUGGACCAAGAUAUGUUGUCGGCUGCCGAAGACAGGUUAGUUCCUUUAUUUUUGUGUAGACUACAAUUUUACAAAUGCGUGAAGUAUUUAUAAUUUAUAAUAUUCCAAUGAUCAUUAUAUUGGCUAGUUUCAGUAAGUGUCAGGAGGCAGAAGAUAGUGGUCAAAGUCAGUGUUGUCGACACUGUGAGUUGACAGCAAAUUCAUUGGGAACAUUGUCGUACUUGGGAAAACCCAACUAUACUUUCCUGAACAAUGCAGUAACAUAAUACUGUAUUCCUUUUCUUAUAUAGGUUGACAAAAAUAAGUUGAAAGCUGGAACCCGGGUGGCGUUGGAUAUGACUACUUUAACAAUUAUGAGGUACAAAUAUAUGUGAAUCAGCCUAGACCAAGGCAUUUAGUCAGAUUGCAGGCUAAUAGCUAAUGAUGACGUCAUAACGAAUAACCCACUGCCCCAAUCUCGUGUGAAAAAGCGCUGAAAAUGUUGAAAUAAAAAUUUAGACUGUUUUUGAAGAAUUAAUAACAUUUUGGAAUAAAUGAAAUAAUUUUACUGAAGAAAGUUUGUUUUAAACAACAACACUUAGUGUUAAACACUAGCAUGUACUGCUGCAACCAUGAUGCCACAAUUUAACAUACAUUUAUACAUUGAACAACUAAUUUUUCGUCUGCCCUAAAAGCUUUCGGUAUUUUUAAAGAGUAGCCAUUCGUGAAUAUACUUUGGGGGAUAAUUAAGGUUACAAAAGGACGCCAGUAUUAAAGUUCACAUUAACUCUAACAGUAUAUGUUUUGAUAUUUCAAUUGCUUUAAUUAUUUUAGUAUUUUCGCGAUAUCUCACUUGUUCCUCGUGCCAGAGAUAUUCGGAUACUAUUUGAAAAUCACACUGUCUUGUGCAUGUUUUUUAGUGCAAAUUGCACCAAAGCUGUGGCAAAAAUUGAAUCAAAUGACUCAACAAACAGACGGAAGUGCGUUCCCUUACAGUAUUUCAUCUGAAACGGUGAAACCCAGUGUAUCGUUGUUAUACACAACUAUUUUCGUUGUCCCGACUGGCUUUGUUUGUAAUUAUAAUCCCCGAGCGAACGGCGCGUUCCUUUUCUCCAAACAUUUGGUGUGUAAAAUUACACACUAUUUUUAGGAGUGUAAUGUGCCUGAAAUGCUUAAAAAUGUCACCGCAAUCGUUGGUAAAAGUAGACUUGAUACAACUUGUCUCGCAAUAGAGGUCAUUGCAAGCAAUGUACACACUGCAAAUAAAGGUUCACACGACUUGUAUCGCGACCAAAUUGCGAGACAAGUUGCACGAAAAAUUCUAUCGCGUAUACAGCGCCUUAAAAGUUGCAUGCAAUAUCGAAUUUCAAUAAUAGCGUCUAUAACUAUUGACAUACACUUUGCACUAUCCUUGGGAUCUGUGAGUGUGAAUUGCACUUGAAAUCCUGCUUAAAUGUUAAAACUAUACUAUCAAAGAAGUGUACUUAUACAAUUUUAUUCCAGGUGUUUACCUCGUGAAGUGGAUCCAUUGGUGUACAACAUGACUCACGAAGAUCCCGGGGAUAUAAAAUACUCCGAUGUUGGUGGAUUGGGUGAACAAAUCCGAGAAUUAAGAGAAGUAUGAGGUUUUAACCACUGCAUGGCCUAGCCAGUUGGUAACGCGAAGAUUUUAAAUCAAGGCUUCAGAUUUACCUGUUGCCAACGGAAGGAAUUGAAAUACGACGUACUGUACUGUACGUAACUGUCAUCUACUAACAUUAGGUCAAAAAAUCAAAUAUAUGCUCACUAAGAAUUUAUAUAUUUCCUGUAUUUAAUAUGAGGGGCGUGAACUUUCCUAGGAAAUUUUGUAGGCAUUAUAGUUGCACUUGAUAUAAGUUGCAAUUAAGGUAAAGGUUAAUGUAUGUUUCCUUAUCUUAAGGUUAUUGAAUUGCCACUCACCAAUCCAGAACUGUUCCUCAGAGUUGGUAUCCAACCUCCAAAAGGGUGCCUCCUUUACGGGCCACCAGGUUCGUUUAUUGUUUAAUGCGAUAUAUGACAAGUAGCAAACAUAACCGUGCUGAAGUACUGUACAUGUUAUAUCAAAAGAACUUCACUCCUAAAAAUGACUUUCACCCGAUUUAUUACUGUAAGACUUACUUUCAAUCGUUAAAUAAUCAACCCAUUAACAACCCCAAAGUCGUGGGAUUGUUCGAUCCACGAGCUUUAAGGCAAGUUCUUAAAUGCCAAUUAAUGAAAGCACUUUCACUGACAAAUGACAUGAACCUUUUCUUGUUUCUUUAGGUACAGGAAAAACCCUACUCGCGAAGGCUGUGGCAAGCCAAUUGGACUGCAAUUUCUUAAAGGUGGGAGAUUAAACACAUACAUGUUCACAAUGAGUGAUUAAAUGUUCGUGAAGCGCAAAAUAUGACAACCAUUUAUUGUGGCAAGAAAGUUUAAUAAAGGAAAACGUUUUUAGAAAUGCAAUAGUCAUUACACCUCUUAAUUCUAAAGGAAUCCUAUAGCGAUAGACGAACCAUUGUUCAUAAUACCAGUUUUCAUAACACCAUUGUAACAUUGUUCAUAACACCAUUGUGACAUUGUUCAUAACACCAUUGUAACAUUGUUCAAUUGUUCAUUAUUCACAGCACCAUUGUUCAUAAAUCAUAACUAUACAGUUGUUGCUCUUUUGACGAUAUUAGUGAAACGUCGGAACUGUAUUUAUUAUAUACAGAACACCAUUAUUUUAUAUCUAUUUAUUUCAUAAAGCAGAUUUUGUUUUUUCUUUCAUAUUUUGACUGCAUCCAUCUAUUAUUAUAUUAAAUAACCGUAUAGCAUGAUUAUUUUUGUAGGUCGUUUCGAGCGCUAUCGUAGACAAAUAUAUUGGUGAAAGUGCAAGACUUAUCCGUGAGAUGUUUGGUAGGUUAAAUUUUUUUAUUAACCUGUAUAGAAAAAGGCAAAUCAAUUAUAUUUGUUAUGAUGGUUUCCGAUUUCACAAGUGAUUAUUUUUUCUAGGUUAUGCUAAAGAUCAUGAACCAUGCAUUAUAUUUAUGGAUGAGAUUGACGCCAUUGGUAAGAGGCAGAUAAAUCCUAGUUUUCACUGGGGUAGUAUAAGCACAAGUAUGAGGAAAGUCAAAACGCAAAACAAAGGAAUGCAGUGAUGCAAUUCUACGUAAGCUUGCGUCGGCACAAACGUAUGGGCAUAAUUUACGACAGAAAAAGAAAAUUCUGUUAAGUCUCAGGGAAGCCAUGUUUUGUUCUUUUGCUUAUGCUCGUUACAAUAAUACAAUAUACAUGAUGUAGACGGUGUAUACGUUCGACGUUAUUGAGAUCCCGUCAUGCAUGGCUGCGUGAAUUUUUAGUGUUGGAACUACCUGACUUACCCUAACCUAAUCCAAAUCAUAAUUCUAACCCCAAUUCUUAACCUUAUUCUUGUUCUUAUUCUGACCGUAUUUUGUAUCGAAGUUUACGUGACCUAAUUCCAGGACAAUUAUGUUAGAUCGUUUGGAAUUUAUGGGCCAAAUGUUUUGAAUGUUAUUUUUCUUUUACAAAGGUGGGAGAAGGUUUUCCGAAGGAACAUCUGCAGACAGAGAAAUUCAACGAACUCUUAUGGAGGUAUCCUAUGUACCUGUAUUAUCGAACACUGGGCUGUUACCAGACUAGUUUUCAACCAUGCAUAUAUAAUUUCUUAAAGUGUGUUUCAUGGUCUGUGCCGUCAUGGAUCACUGAUUAGGGAUCAGAUACAUGGAAAUGUAUAUAUUGUAUAAUUAAUUUAGCACGCGACACCAUGAAAAGAAGUCGCGCUAUACACACGUUUUGUGGGUUUCACCAUGCAUGACGGACAACACAAUUAGUUGGACGAAUUUUAAUUCAACAGACGAAUAUGAUGUAAGAUAUGUAAGUUGCUCUUGCAUGCUAAAUAUUUAUUUUCUUUGCAGUUACUUAAUCAAAUGGAUGGUUUUGAUCGACUUGGACAGGUUUGUAUCCGUGUAUAUAUACUGCAUGUUUACGCAAUCAUGCAGUAUCGACCAUAUGUACUUUUCGCUUCUGGCCUAUAAAAUACAACGUUGAAAGCAAGUUAACGCUUUGCUGUGGAAUUGAUAGGCAAUGUAAGGGACCGCACAGAGUGAAGAGUAGUAUCCUACGUCCUAGAGGACCUGUAUACAGUACUUGCAACAUUGGAUAUUUUCCCUUAUAAUACUGCAUGUAUAUGUACUUUGGAUUAGCGAGAACGGACUCAUAUUUGAUGACCAUGGCCUUUGGGUCUCACUCGGGUUCCUGUUUUGGUCUCACUAUAAUUUAUUAUACGACUUGGUAUUGUAAAAAUGCUGAAGAUGUAAAAAGUGUAUAUUAUAUUUUUAGACAAAUUCAACACUCGUACUGGCUUAACCGUAUAGAUUGCGUAUAUAUAUAUAUAUAUUGACCCUCACAUGUAAUCGUGUAAUGUACAUUCACAAUAAAGUAAUUUAUUCAUGGACGUAUCCCUGUAGGUUAAAAUGAUCAUGGCAACUAAUCGACCUGACACGCUAGAUCCCGCCUUGCUACGUCCUGGAAGACUUGAUCGUAAAAUUGGUAGGUAAUAUUUGAUAAACGUAUCGGAAAACUAUGCGUGUGCAUGAUGUACUGUUUAUAAUAAACGAGCAGGAGUGUUUUAUUAGGUUUAAAAAGUUAAAAACACGAGCGCGUAGCGCGAGUGCAUGGUUUUAGACCUAUUGUAAUAAAACGCGUACUGCGAAUUUAUUAAACGGCUUCAAACGCAACUUCAUUGGUAUUCUUUAUAUAAAGUCAUAAAGAACACUAAUGAGAAGUGUUUUAUCAGGUAUAAAUAAAAUCACUGCACGUGAGGCAUUAUCAGUGAUUUAACAGGCUAAAAAGCUUAUGAAUUAUUAAUGAGUGUUUGAAUAUUAUCAUCAUAAGUUAAUAUUGGGUAGGGAUUGCGCGUGGGUUAAUUGUAAAUAAAGAUGGAGUUUUGUGAGAGCGUUGUAGUUGCGGUAAGUAUAUUGUAUAGGAAUAUCAGAAUAAUACCAAUGUGACCGUUAAAUGUUUGUUUGUAUCUACAAUAUGCCAGGUUUAUUAUUUUUUUAGAAAUUUCCUUGCCUAAUGAGCAAGCUCGAAUGGAUAUUCUGAAAAUUCAUGCUGGUCCAAUUACUAAACAUGGAGAAAUCGGUAUGUGAUUUUGUUGUAUUGCUACACUGAAAUACUGAAUUCAAAAUACAAGAAAUUUUUCAACCAAAGAAGGUUAAAGGCGCAGAAAUUGGCAAUUACGUUAUUCGAUGUCCGUUACUUUAAUGGAAAACGUGGUAGAAUGCAGUCGCAGUUUUUUCUGGAAUAUCCCUCAUGUGCGUCAACCCAACAACAUGAUUUGACAAAACGUUAUUUUGGUCAUAUGGAGUAUUAUAAUACUAAGCUAGGAAUUUGUUUUCGUUGUUUCGGAUGAAGCAUAAUCAUCUUAUUAUAGUAUAUAUACCGGUACCAUAGAUAUCUUAUAUACACUAGAUAGUGCAUCUCUUUUAGUAAAAUUGAAGCCAAGAAUAUUCCAGCGGUUACCCCAAUUUGAAUAGAUGGCGGCCAUGUUGGAGUUUCCCACUCGCUCAUAAACGCUUAAAAAACAACAAUAACUUUCAUCAUUUGAAUAGUUUGAAAAUGUAUUUGGAAUAGGUUUAACUUAAUGUUUAAGUUCCCUGUUUAAGAAAUAGAAAGCAUACGAGUCUUCUCAUUUCAUGGGAAUAUCCUGAGUCUGCAAUCACGGUUUCAAUUUUUGAAUUGCAGAAUAAUUAGAUGCACUAUCUAGUGUAUAGAAGAUAUCUAUGGCCGGUACUUAUUCCAAAUAACAUAUAUUUACUUUCAUUUUGUUUUCUCUUUCAAGACUACGAAGCCGUCGUUAAGUUAUCGGAUGGUUUUAAUGGUGCUGACUUACGAAAUGUCUGCACAGAAGCAGGUAAUGUUUCCAAGGCCAUGUUAUACACGCAGCAGUUUUUCCAGCAACGCACAUGCACACACGUACAGUCAUGUUAGGAAGAAGUAUAUAUGCCCACAGAACAAUGCUCAGAAUGACCCGUGUUUCAUAUUUGGUGUUUCUUGAGCAAGUUUAUUCUAAGAUAAUAUAGGCCAUACUAUAAUUCUUCUGCGAACUGUUUUACAUGAAGUCCAUAACAUUGCUCUGUGUUUGAAAUUGCGUUACAAGUGCAGAAAAGUACGCCAUUGUCGCCAUGUAGGAUAAUUUUGACAAAGGAUUUACUUUGUUUGCAAUUAAAAUAUAAUCCAACAUGUAAUGAUCUUUUCUCUUUUGAGUCCUUGCAUGGGGAUUGGGAUUUGUUGCCCACCACCCAUAGACAAAUCACAAAUAUUCAUGAAUGUUCACAUUUCCUCUUUAGGAAUGUUCGCUAUCCGUGCUGAUCGUGAUUAUGUUGUCCAAGAAGAUUUCAUGAAAGCAGUACGCAAAGUUUCUGAUAAUAAGAAGCUGGAAACGAAACUGGAUUAUAAACCAGUUUAAAUCUUACUCCCUUACUUCGAUCGAUUGAAAAUUACCCUGAACAAGAGAAUCGAUAAUAUAGCUAAUAUUCAAUUUUAUUAUUGAAAUAAAAUGCCUUCGACUAUUCUAUUCUUGGUUGUGUAUAUUGUACGCCAAAGUUAAGCAUUUGACUGGCU
Messenger RNA from Paramuricea clavata, 8783 nucleotides. The record is from the annotation of a GenBank genome assembly. Lineage: Eukaryota; Metazoa; Cnidaria; Anthozoa; Malacalcyonacea; Plexauridae.